Molecule: messenger RNA, 771 nt
Organism: Cadophora gregata
Lineage: Eukaryota; Fungi; Ascomycota; Leotiomycetes; Helotiales; Ploettnerulaceae
Gene: RPS1
Product: ribosomal 40S subunit protein S1B
Exons: 5
Coding region: 1-771 (256 amino acids)
Biological process (GO): translation
Cellular component (GO): ribosome; cytosol
Molecular function (GO): structural constituent of ribosome
Source: RefSeq, a predicted model, not a curated record
AUGGCUGUCGGAAAGAACAAGCGCCUUUCGAAGGGAAAGAAGGGUCUCAAGAAGAAGACCUUGGAUCCUUUCACCCGCAAGGAUUGGUACCAAGUCAAGGCCCCCUCAUCUUUCCAAAUCAGAGAUGUCGGAAAGACCCUUGUCAACCGAACCACCGGUCUUAAGAACGCAAACGAUGCAUUGAAGGGCAGAAUCUUCGAGGUUUCUUUGGCCGAUCUACAGAAGGAUGAGGACCACGCAUUCCGCAAGGUCAAGCUAAGAGUCGAUGAGGUUCAAGGAAAGAACUGCUUGACCAACUUCCACGGUCUCGACUUCACAUCCGACAAGCUCCGCUCCCUCGUCCGCAAGUGGCAAUCUUUGAUUGAGGCCAACGUCACAGUCAAGACCACCGACGACUACCUCCUCCGCCUCUUCGCUAUCGCCUUCACCAAGCGCCGCCCAAACCAGAUCAAGAAGACCACCUAUGCCGCCUCCUCGCAGAUCAGAGCUAUCCGAAAGAAGAUGACUGAGAUUAUCGUCCGCGAAGCCUCCAGCUGCACCCUCACACAACUCACAGCCAAGCUCAUCCCCGAGGUCAUCGGACGUGAGAUCGAGAAGGCCACCCAAGGCAUCUACCCAUUACAAAAUGUCCACAUCCGCAAAGUCAAGCUCUUGAAGGCACCCAAGUUCGACCUUGGCGCUCUUCUCAACCUCCACGGCGAAUCAAACACAGACGAGUCGGGCCAGAAGGUCGAGCGGGAGUUCAAGGAGAAGGUUUUGGACGAGGUGUAA